This is a messenger RNA of Rotaria sp. Silwood1, 300 nucleotides long. Lineage: Eukaryota; Metazoa; Rotifera; Eurotatoria; Philodinida; Philodinidae. The record is from the annotation of a GenBank genome assembly.
AUGGAAUUAUGUCAAAUGAUUAUUGAUAAUUGUGCACAACAACAGAUAUAUAAAGAUUUUUUUGGUUUAGUUGAUCAAUAUGACAUAAUUCAUCGUCUUGAUAAUAUUAAAUUAAAAUAUUUUCAAGGUCUUUUUCCUCGUAAUAAUCUAAAAAAUAUUCGAUUUUCAAUUAAUUUUUUUACAUCAAUUGAUCUUGAUGAAUUAACAAAUGAAUUACGAGAUUUAUUGAAAAUUCAUUCUACAACAGGCACAUAUUCACAAACAAAACAACAGGGCAAGAAACAAAUAGAAAAUACAUAA